This is a messenger RNA of Anoplopoma fimbria (sablefish), 2166 nucleotides long. It is a transcript of the gene scp2a, whose product is annotated as sterol carrier protein 2a. The record is from RefSeq and is a predicted model, not a curated record. Gene Ontology annotation, molecular function: acyltransferase activity, transferring groups other than amino-acyl groups. NCBI's taxonomy places the organism in Eukaryota, Metazoa, Chordata, Actinopteri, Perciformes, Anoplopomatidae. The transcript is spliced from 16 exons. Bases 56 to 1678 code for a protein of 540 amino acids.
GUUCACAGACCUGUCUGUCUGUCUGUUUGUGUGGACCAGCAGAAGAUAAGCGACCAUGGCACCUGGGAAGAUGAACAGGGUGUUUGUCAUCGGUGUGGGCAUGACUAAGUUUGACAAGCCUGGAGCCCGAGGCGACUAUGAUUACCCUGACAUGGCCAAGGAAGCAGGUCAAAAGGCUCUAGCAGAUGCAAGAGUCCCAUAUUCUGCCAUUGAACAAGCCUGUGUGGGAUAUGUCUAUGGGGACUCCACAUGUGGGCAGAGGGCCAUUUACCACAGCCUUGGCCUGACGGGCAUCCCCAUCAUCAACGUCAACAAUAACUGCUCCACAGGCUCCACUGCUCUCUUCAUGGCUCGCCAGCUGGUUAGGGGAGGUCUUGCUGACUGUGUGCUUGCCCUCGGGUUUGAGAAGAUGGAGAAGGGCUCUUUGUCGGCAAAGUUUAUGGACAGGAUCAAUCCAAUGGACAAGCACAUGGAGGUGAUGAUCAACCGCUACGGGAUGGUGGCCGCUCCAGCAGCACCACAGAUGUUCGGUAACGCUGGCAGGGAGCACAUGGAGAAAUAUGGCACUAAGCCAGAACACUUUGCCAAAAUCGCCUGGAAAAACCACAAGCAUUCCACCAACAACCCGUAUUCCCAGUUCCAGGAUGAAUACAGCUUGGAGCAGGUGAUUAACUCCCGGAAGGUGUUUGACUUCCUUACUCUGCUGCAGUGUUGCCCGACAUCAGAUGGUGCCGGAGCAGCAGUCUUGGCCAGCGAAGCCUUCGUCAGGAAACACCAUCUGGAGAACCAGGCAGUGGAGAUUGUGGCCCAAGAGAUGGUGACUGACCUCGCCUCCACGUUUGAAGAAAACAGCUGCAUUAAGAUGGUGGGAUAUGACAUGUCUCAGACAGCUGCCAAAAAGUGUUAUGAAGCUGCAGGUCUGAAGCCCAGUGACGUGGAUGUGGUUGAGCUGCACGACUGCUUCUCAGCCAAUGAGCUCAUCACGUAUGAGGCUCUGGGGCUUUGUCCAGAGGGUAAAGCAGGAGAGCUGAUUGACAGAGGAGACAACACAUAUGGAGGCAAGUUUGUGAUCAACCCCAGUGGAGGUCUCAUCUCUAAAGGACAUCCUCUGGGUGCCACAGGUCUUGCCCAGUGUGCAGAGCUGUGCUGGCAGCUCCGCGGGCAGGCUGACAGGAGACAGGUUCCAGGGGCAAAAGUGGCCUUGCAACACAACAUUGGCUUAGGAGGAGCGGUCGUUGUCGCUCUCUACAGGAUGGGAUUCCCUCAGGAGUCCAGUUCCCAAGUAGGUGCAGUUCCCAGCAGCUCAGCCAGCGGUCUGGAGGGAUUUAAAGCAUACCCUGUCUUCAAAGAGAUGGAAAAACAUCUGCAGGAGGAAGGAGAGCAGCUUGUCAAGAAGAUUGGUGGAGUGUUUGCCUUUAAAGUGAAGGAUGGACCAGAUGGGAAAGAGGCGACUUGGGUUGUCGAUGUGAAAAAUGGCAAAGGAUCUGUCUCCAGUGACCCAGGUAAAAAAGCAGACUGCACCUUAUCCAUAAGUGAUGGGGAUCUUCUGGAACUGAUGACGGGAAGGCUGAACCCACAAACAGCGUUCUUCAAAGGGAAACUGAAGAUCACUGGGAACAUGGGCAUGGCUAUGAAGCUGCAGAACCUGCAGGUUACUCCUGGGAAGGCCAAGCUGUGAGACGCUGAGCUAGCGUUGUGUCCUCUGAGCAGCACUUCCAAGGACACAUUUGUGUCCUUGGGCAAGACACUUAACCCCAAGUUGCUCCCGAAGGCUUGCCAUCGGUGUGGACUGGAUGUGAAUGAAUGUUAGUUAGAGUCUGAUGUUAGAGUCAGUAGUAUAUGUGAUAUACUACUGAUUGUAAGUCGCUUUGGAUAAAAGCGUCUGCUAAAUGACUGUAAUGUAAUGUAAUGUAAUAACAUUUCUGAAACACCUAUAGUCUCUAAUAUUCUUAAAUGCAAAUUUUUGAACAUAUGUGAAGCUCCUCCAUGCUUAAUAAUCAUGUAGUAAAAACACUCAAUGUGCCUCUAAUUUCUCUCUAUGAAAUUAAGAUUGUGGUUUAAAGCCAUUUUUGAUCUCAACCAUUUUGAUAGAUCACUUUGUAUUUAAUAUACGUCUGUCUAAUUUUAAAAAAUAAAAUAAUUUUCUUACAAUAACAACCUCUUAGU